GACGUAGCAACUCCUGCCCUUCACAUCCGUCCACAUCCUUCCAGGCUCUGCUCCCAGGCACACCGACCGCAAAGAUGGCUCUCCUCAAGUCCAGCAAAGUAAUCUCCUCUCUGGGAAACAUUUCUCCGUCUCUGGGAGUCCUGUCCAGCCGCCACAGCUCAUGGUGGGGUGGAUUGCAGAUGGGUCCCCCCGAUCCCAUCCUGGGGGUGACCGAGGCCUUCAAGAGAGACACCAACCCCAAGAAAAUGAACCUGGGAGUGGGAGCCUACAGGGAUGACCAGGGCAAACCGUUUGUGCUGAGCUGUGUCCGCAAGGCAGAGGCGCUGAUUGCAGCCAAACAGCUGGAUAAGGAGUACCUUCCCAUCGGUGGUCUAGGGGAGUUCAGUAAAGCCUGUGCCCAACUGGCUCUUGGUGCUGAAAGUGAGGUGUUGAAGAGCGGCAGGAACAUCACCGUGCAAACCAUCUCUGGAACUGGAUCUCUGCGCAUUGGAGCCAACUUCUUGGCUCGGUUCCAUGAGGGUUCACGUGACGUGUACCUGCCCAAACCUUCCUGGGGAAACCACACGCCCAUCUUCAGAGAUGCCGGCAUGCAGCUCAAAGGGUACCGAUACUACGACCCGUCCACCUGCGGCUUUGACUUCAAAGGAGCUCUGGAGGAUAUCUCUAAAAUCCCAGAGAAGAGUGUGAUCUUGUUGCACGCUUGCGCUCACAACCCCACUGGUGUGGAUCCUCGGCCCGAGCAGUGGAAGGAGAUCGCAGACCUCGUGAAGCAAAAGAAUCUGCUGGUGUUCUUCGACAUGGCGUACCAGGGCUUCGCCAGUGGAGACAUCGACCGCGAUGCCUGGGCCGUUCGACACUUCAUCGAGCAGGGUCACAACAUCGUGCUGUCUCAGUCCUUCGCCAAGAACAUGGGACUUUACGGUGAACGUGUGGGAGGCUUCACUGUGGUGUGUAAAGAUGCAGAUGAGGCCAAGAGAGUAGAGUCUCAGCUUAAGAUCCUCAUCAGGCCCAUUUAUUCCAACCCGCCAAUGAACGGUGCCAGAAUUGCGGCGACUAUUCUCAACACACCAGACCUGCGUUCACUGUGGCUGGAGGAGGUUCAUGGUAUGGCUAACCGCAUCAUCAAGAUGAGAGAGCAGCUGGCGGCCGGACUGAAAAGUCAAGGCUCCUCCCACAACUGGCAGCACGUCAUCGACCAGAUCGGGAUGUUCUGCUUCACUGGCCUUAAACCUGAACAGGUGGAGCGUUUGACAAAGGAGUUCUCUGUGUAUAUGACUAAGGACGGCAGAAUCUCCAUGGCAGGCGUGACCUCUGGAAACGUGGGCCACCUGGCCGAGGGGAUCCACGCGGUGACCAAGUAGAGUGGAGCGUGAAAGUCACAGCAGAAGCGUGAGCGAGGAGCUUUCGCGUCUCGCUUACGAUUCUUCGUUUGCUUCAUUCCACCAUUUAGAAAGCGAGCUCGAUCUUUAGUCUCGACAUUUUCAUGAUUGGAUUUCAUUGUGAGUUCAACUUUGUCCCAGUGCAAGAUUUGUUUUUGGUUUUAAAUAUUUCACUUAACAAGCUUCCCUCUCCAUUUGUAAAAGACAUGGUUUCUCCAACAUGAGUCUGUGGGCUGUGUGUCAGUGUCCUCCUGAAAUGAAUGUGCUCUGUGUUACCACCAGGGGGCGUGCUGGACUGUGCAUUAGUUUUACAUGCAGGGAUUUCUCCUUUCUUUAAUUUAAUGGUUGUUGUGUUGUAGCACUUUAAAAGCAGCAAAAGCACUGUUUGAGUUUCAUCCGCACUCUUAUUAUCUUCUCGGACUUCGCUAUAUUAACAUGUAUCUGUUAAUCAAUUCACUAUCGGGAUAAUCUGCGGUUGUUCAUCAGAGCCAAUCAAUCGCUGCUAAUUUACUCUGCUCUUUAUCUCUGUUUGGAAAUUGCUCAGCCAUUAUAGUUACACUUUAGUUUUUUUCCACUAAACCUGCAGGUCAGUCAGUAGGUCAAACCCCUGUAACUAACAGCCCACGCACCACAACGGUUACAUUUAGUGAUCGAAGUCAAUGAAAUAAUACUAUCAUGAAGUAUUUUUAUAUUCCCGCUGUUGCCCCACCGCUGUGCACUCACACGUCACUGACAUGUCCGUGAUGACGCGCACAGGUGGUGUCCAGGAACAAGUCGUCCCCUCAUGCGUCUGAAACUUGUGUCUUUCUGCUUCGGUCGCUUUGCAAUCUGUCAAGAGAUAAUCGUGGAUCGCUGGUCAUGAACCUCACUGAACAAACAAUAAAUAAAUUAUUAUAGAGUA
This is a messenger RNA of Solea senegalensis (Senegalese sole), 2280 nucleotides long. RefSeq names its product aspartate aminotransferase, mitochondrial. Bases 75 to 1361 code for a protein of 428 amino acids. The transcript is spliced from 10 exons. The record is from RefSeq and is a predicted model, not a curated record. Gene Ontology annotation, cellular component: mitochondrion. Gene Ontology annotation, molecular function: L-aspartate:2-oxoglutarate transaminase activity; pyridoxal phosphate binding. NCBI's taxonomy places the organism in Eukaryota, Metazoa, Chordata, Actinopteri, Pleuronectiformes, Soleidae. Gene Ontology annotation, biological process: biosynthetic process; L-aspartate catabolic process.